UAACCAUAUGAUAUUGACACAUUUAUUCAUGUGGCCCAUUUCAUUGGAAGGUAUGUAAACAUCGAUAAAAAUCACUUUUAGGAUAACUAAUUGAAAUAUUGCUUAUAUCAAGUGUUGAUUGUUUAAGAAUUGUGGGUCAUUCAUGGGUGAGAAUUGUUCUGGAACACAUGUUGAAGAUGAGUCUGAUAUUCACGUACACUUUCACCAUAGUGAAUUUACGGAGUCAGACCAGUUCAGUUUGGUGGAGGACAGACCAACUUCAUCCAGCUCUUCAACCUCCAGCUCCAGCUCCAGUAGUCUUCUUAGUUUCCAUUCCGCAGUUACUGAACCAUCGAGUCAAAAACACAUAAAUCGUCUCAAAAAAGAAUCACCAUCGUUGUGUAAUUAUUUGAAAUCUGAGUCCACAUCUUCUGCAGAAUUUACUGACAGUCCACAAGAAGGAUCAGAGUCUGACAUUUCAGAACGCAAAGAUGUUGAAGAUGCUUGUGCACGGGAAGAUGAUAUUUUCCAUAAAGGUGAUUUUCCCUUCAAAACUCACCCUCUUAUAGAUCCUGUUGGGUGGAUUAAAUGUGCAUCGAAUCAAGACCCAUGGAACAAAGAUAACUAUUUUACAAUGGGUAUGUCAAGAAGUUGUGAUGGAAUUUUAACUCCUGAGUUAAUCUCUGAAUGCGCAAGCAGGCUUGAUAAGUUGCCCGACUCAAAAGCAUUUGUCCUGACAAGGCUGCACAUCGAACAAAAGGGGUUGGAAGACAUCUCUGUUUUGGAACACUACAAAUAUUUCCAAUAUAUUGAUGUGUCAUGGAAUCUCCUUGUCAGUCUUCAUGCUCUUAGCAAUUGUACCUAUCUUAUAUAUCUGAAUGCCUCACAUAAUAAGCUGACAACAGUUCUGGAUUUUAAACCUCCCUGGUUCCUAACCCAUGUCAAUCUUGAGAAUAAUGAAAUUAAGGAAAUCGGCCAAAAUCUGUCAAAUUUUUGGUCACUCUGUCAUCUCAAUUUAUCUUCUAAUUUCAUUGAGAAAAUUGAAGGACUUGGACAUCUAAAGUAUUUGAGAUAUUUAAACCUCUCCCACAAUAAAAUAAAACGGAUAGAAAAUUUGGAUUGCAUUCACCUAGAAGAGUUCAACCUUGAUUAUAAUGAAAUUUCGGAGUGCGAUAUGGAGGAAGGAGGUUUACAAGCAUUAGAAAACAUCAAGAUAUUAAACUUGGCCCAUAACCAGCUGUCAACUCUCGCACCAUUUCAGGACCUGUUCACACUGAAGAAGCUCAACAUCAGCUGUAACUGUGUGACGGAACUGUACGAGAUCAACAAUCUGAAGGGUGACACCAAAUGUUAUGAACUGAAUAUUACCAACAAUCCUGUGUGCUCUAACAUCGGAUACAGAGAAUUCGUAAUUUAUUUGUUACCUAACCUCAGGAUACUUGAUACUGUUCCCAUAAAGUGUAGUGAACGAGUAGCAGCUAAAAUGUUGCUGGAGCCAGACAUUUUUACAAGUGCCCAACAUCUGCGGACCAAAUUAGAGCUGUGGAACCAGUUGGCAUUGCGAGAAAUCAACACAGAAACUAUCCCGUCCGAUGAACCUCCAGUGCCUUUGUUGGUGUUGGUAGGAACAUUUAUGAACGGGAGAGAGGAAAUCGCUAAGGCACUUAUCCUCAAGUUUCCUAAUCAGGUGUACAGGUGUAAAAAAUACACUACAUUGCCAUUAGAGAAAAACCGUAAUACUGAUCACCUCAAAUCAGUUUCUAUAGAUGAGUUCAAUAACAUGAUCAAAACUGGAAAAUUGAUCUUUUAUUAUAAAGAAAUUGGUUUCUUUUUUGGAAUGUGUCAGGAUGAAAUAAGUACAUGCAUAGUUGAGGGCAAAAUUGGUCUAGUUGAUACAAUCUUGGAAGCGGCUUUGGUAAUGAAAUAUUCUCAGCUUCGCCCAUUUCUGGUUUUAAGUGUUACUGAAGAUGUUGAAAGCUACAGUGAGAAACUGAAGAACUGCUUCAUGGAUUUGGAUUUGUGGACUAAAUAUAAUCCUGCAGUUUCCAAAAAUCUUAACUCUGGACAAAAACCAAAGCGGUGGUCAGAAUCAAAACCUGAUAAUUUGAAAGCUAAAUCAUCUCAUGAAAGCAUCAUUAAAACACCGAGCUUCACUACUUCUGAUGCUGAUAUAAUGCAAACAAAGGAAUGUAUAACAAGAGAUAAUAAUAAGAUUCACCCAUCAGACGUCAGCUACACUUCUAGAGGAUCAGGGUCAUUAUGCAGUGAGUGUUUGAAAAAAGGAUCAAAAAGGUAUUUUGAAACUAAUUAUGACACUCAGGAAUGUAAAACUUCCAAAACAUUAAUGAACAACAGCAAUACUUGUACCUCCAACAGCCUUGAUGAGAUGAUCCAGAGACUCUUGAACGAUGAUGAUAACCUUUCUGAUGUUAGUUCAGAAGCUGACGAUUCGGAUCAAGAUCCCAACUAUGUUCCAUCAGACAGCGACAGCUCCAAUUGUGACUACAAUGACUCCAGUGAUGAUGAAGAUAUAAUGCUGGAGGAUGCGGUAGGUGUUGUCACUGUAGAUAACUACCUAGAUUCGCAGCCACAAGUUUUACAUGGAAAAAACGGAUAUGAGUGGAGCACUGUUGAGCCUCCAAGAAAAUCGCGAACGCCAGCUCACAAUAUUAUUAGGGGGCUGUCUGGUCUUACUGCUGAGGCUAAAGCUGUGGGCGAAAAUCCAACCAAAAAGGACGUUUGGAAAUUGAUCUUCACAGAUAGUAUGAUAGAUACUAUAGUGAAGGAGGAAACCAAUAGAAAGCUGACGGAGCUUAGAGGAAGAAUAAGUGACCACACAUCAAAGUAUAAUUACAAUCCUGUGAUCAAGUAA
Molecule: messenger RNA, 2851 nt
Organism: Homalodisca vitripennis (glassy-winged sharpshooter)
Lineage: Eukaryota; Metazoa; Arthropoda; Insecta; Hemiptera; Cicadellidae
Exons: 13
Coding region: 143-2851 (902 amino acids)
Molecular function (GO): protein binding
Source: RefSeq, a predicted model, not a curated record